UGCGCCGCUGCCUUCCUGAGUGAGCCAGGAGGGAACCCAAGAAGACAGAGCCCCCAGCCCGGCGCCAGGCCCCUCCCCGCCCGCCACCACGGAGGAGAAGGAGGACAGCCAGCCUCUCUGGCCCUGGCCUGGCCCAGCCGGGGCAGUAGGCUCCUACCUGCCCCCGGCUCGGUGCCCACACGGGCCCAGCGCAUGAGCAGCUGAGCCUGCUAACUGCCGCGCCACCUGUCCGUCCCCACACGCUGCGCCAUGUCCGGCUCCUACGACGAGGCCUCGCUGGCUCCAGAGGAGACCACCGACAGCUUCUGGGAGGUGGGGAACUACAAGCGGACGGUGAAGCGCAUCGAUGACGGCCACCGUUUGUGCAACGAUCUGAUGAGCUGCGUGCAGGAGCGCGCCAAGAUCGAGAAGGCCUAUGCUCAGCAGCUCACCGACUGGGCCAAGCGCUGGCGCCAGCUCAUCGAGAAAGGCCCACAGUACGGCAGCCUGGAGCGCGCCUGGGGUGCCAUGAUGACCGAGGCGGACAAGGUGAGCGAGCUGCACCAGGAGGUGAAGAACAGCCUGCUGAACGAGGACCUGGAGAAGGUCAAGAACUGGCAGAAGGACGCCUAUCACAAGCAGAUCAUGGGCGGCUUCAAGGAGACCAAGGAGGCAGAAGAUGGCUUCCGCAAGGCCCAGAAGCCCUGGGCCAAGAAGAUGAAGGAGCUGGAGGCAGCCAAGAAGGCCUACCAUCUGGCCUGCAAAGAGGAGAAGCUGGCCAUGACACGGGAGAUGAACAGCAAGUCGGAGCAGUCAGUCACAGCCGAGCAGCAAAAGAAGCUGCAGGACAAAGUGGACAAGUGCAAGCAGGAUGUGCAGAAGACACAGGAGAAAUAUGAGAAGGUGCUGGAAGAUGUGGGCAAGACCACGCCCCAGUACAUGGAGGGCAUGGAGCAGGUGUUUGAACAGUGCCAGCAGUUUGAGGAAAAGCGGCUGGUCUUCCUCAAGGAGGUGCUGCUGGACAUCAAACGUCACCUCAACCUAGCUGAGAAUAGCAGCUACAUGCACGUGUACCGUGAGCUGGAGCAGGCCAUCCGGGGGGCUGAUGCCCAGGAGGACCUCAGAUGGUUCCGCAGCACCAGUGGCCCUGGCAUGCCCAUGAACUGGCCCCAGUUUGAGGAGUGGAACCCAGACCUCCCUCACACCACCGCCAAGAAGGAGAAGCAGCCCAAGAAGGCAGAGGGAGUGACGCUGACCAAUGCCACUGGGGUGGUGGAGUCCACAUCCCAGGCUGGGGACCGUGGCAGCGUGAGCAGCUACGACAGGGGCCAGCCCUACGCCACGGAGUGGUCCGACGACGAGAGCGGGAACCCCUUCGGGGGCGGUGAGGCCAACGGGGGUGCCAACCCCUUCGAGGACGACGCCAAAGGAGUGCGCGUGCGGGCGCUCUACGACUACGACGGCCAGGAGCAGGACGAGCUCAGCUUCAAGGCCGGAGACGAGCUCACCAAGCUGGGCGAGGAGGAUGAGCAGGGCUGGUGCCGCGGGCGGCUGGACAGCGGGCAGCUGGGCCUCUACCCCGCCAACUACGUGGAGGCCAUCUAGCUGCCACGCUCCCCACACCCCUCACUCCUUGCCCACCGCCUCCCCCUUCCCACUCUCGUCUCCUUUCCCUCGCCAUAGAGUUCCAGACAUAUUUUCCGAUCAAGCUUUUAUUUUUUUAAAAGUCAAAACAGAACAAAACAAAAAAUACAGAGACAGAGCAUUUGCAGGGCCACCCGGAGGCCAGGGUGGUAGGGCUUGGGAUGAUGGCCCCAGGGCAGGUGAGGGUCUUAGGACAUAGCCCAACAUCACAACAUUUGCUCUUCAGGUUCCACCAAAGAGUCCCCUGAGCCUUGAGGGAUGUCUCCUGGACCCUCUACCCUGCCUUACCUCCGUCCCACUCCCUCCAGGCCAUGGCGCCUGCUCCUGCUCCCUGGGCCUGGUUUCCUAACCUCUUCUUCCCCGCACCCUAUUCCCCUUCCACCACCACCCUACUCUCAAGGCCUCCCCUCCAGACCCCGAGAAGGGAGGCCCUCCAAUCUUUAGUCUUCCACUCUGCCCUAGGGAGUGCCCCUCUAGUCCUAGCCCCAUCCUGGUCACCCUCCUCCACCAUAGACGCUCCCAGGCGUCCCUAGACUCCCCGCACAUGCAGAGGGGUGAGCUGGAGGAAGUGAUGGUGUCCCUGGGAUACAGGAGGUGUCUGUGCCGCCCUCCCAGCUCCAGGCCCAUGUGAGGGACCAAGGCCCUGUGUGGGCCCUCCUUUCCAGCGGUCAGUACUUUGGGCACGGGCUCUUCCUCAGAGCCAUACCCCUUAGUAACUUGCAGAGACCCUGCCCCCUCACAAGUCCUCUGGCAGGGGUGGGGACCCAAAACUCACAGCAUAGCCAGCAACAGUAGCAGCCUCCUCCCGUUUCUUGGGGAGGAGGGCAUCUCGCCCCCCACCUGCCUUCCCUCCCUGUCCAUCCAGAACCAUAGGGUCACUGGGCUCAGCACGAGCCUCCAUGAGACCAGGCCUUGUGCCUGCAAGACUCAGCCCGACCACCAGGCCCUUCUCUGGCCUGCCUGGGAGACGGUGCGGGGCCCGUCAGAGGAAAGCCUGCAGCUGAGUUUGGCAGGAAACGGGAGCCCGGGCCCUCUGGAGCAGGAUAGUCACCAUGUCUUUCUCCCUUGUCCCCCAGCCCCCAGAACAACAUUCCCCUGCUGGCAGCCCCUCAAUCUCUCCAAGCCUGGGUCAUAAUUAAAGGACUUUUGGGGGUGGGUCGGGGCGAAGGGCCCAUCUGGUUGGUGACAGCAGUAGUGUGGAGUGCUAGGUACCAGCCCCCCUACAGGAUUCGGGGGGCUUGGGAAGCAGACCAGCACUGGACAAGAUCACAAGAGGUGGGGGCGUAGCUGGGAGAGAUAUCUCUUGGGGACCUCCGGGGCGAGGAGCUGAGAAGCCCUAUGGUCCCAGUGAGACUUGUUACAGAAGAUGCCACUGCUGGGCCUCUGGACUACAGACACUCCUCCCUACUGUACCCCCGUGCUAGCAGAGAGCGUGCUAGCCCAGCCCCCCGACAGCCCUCAGCCCUUCGCUCCCUGCUGCUGCUGCUCCCAGCAGCCCGCUGUUGAGGAGUAGAAGACCCCAGCCUCAAGGCUCCGGCCUGCAUGUGGGCACAGAGAAUCCUGACAGACCCUGGCACGGGCCCAAACUGGGACAGGCCUCCUUCGGGGCUGGGGGUGAUGGCAGCCCAGGGACAGGCAAUCCUCACCGCCUGCCACCAGCACCCCUGUCCUUAUCACUGCCUGGUCUCUGGGCCUUGGCUGCAGCCGGAGAUCCAGUGUCCUGGCUGGGCUCUGCAGAGCUGGAAGCAAGAUUUUGGAAGCUUGCUGUCCUCCCAGCUCUGGAAUGAAAGCCUCUCCUACCUUUCCCAGGCAGAGUUGGGGUUGGGACCGCUGCCCCUCACCGGCACAUCUGCACCUUGGGGCCUGGGCUCCCCUUCUCUGUGCCAGAGGCUUUUGAGCUCCAGGGAGGGGCUGCAGCCCUGUCUGGCCCCCAGGCCUGUCCGUCUUAGCACUCUAGCUGCCCAUGCCAGGGCAGGGACUUAGACCCCCAUCCCUUCUGAGCAGUCACUUCCAUGGCCAUUUAGGACCACUCUCUUUCGGUCCCCAGGCUCCUCAGGACCCCAGAGCAGGAGGGUCUCCUACCUGGAAGUCCCCAAGCCCCAGGAGCCCAGCCCCACCCGUCAGUGCUGGUAUCAGGGCACUCAACACCUAGUGGGGGCUGCGCCCCUCGCUGUGCCCACAGCCGUCUCCUGUAGCCCCCACCCGCACCCUCGAUGCUGCACGGGCCCGCCCAGUGGGGCUCAGCGAUAACGUGUUUGUCCCCAGUUAACCACCAUUCUGUGGCCUGGUUCUGCGAGGAGCCAGAGCCACCCUGCCACCCGCCACCCUAGGCUUCCUGACUCCAUUAGUUCUGACACUUGUGAAACUCCGAAAAGUGCUGUGGUCUCAGCAAUGCACCUGUUUUGUACAUGAUUGUGUAAUUUAAGGGUAUAUAAAUACAAAUAUAUAUAUAUAAGUUGUGAUUGUAUGACUGUGGAUAAAACCCAGAACUGUGUCAACCUGG
Microcebus murinus (gray mouse lemur) is the source of this 4126-nucleotide messenger RNA. RefSeq names its product protein kinase C and casein kinase substrate in neurons 1 (gene PACSIN1). Gene Ontology annotation, biological process: regulation of endocytosis; neuron projection morphogenesis; actin filament organization. Gene Ontology annotation, molecular function: protein binding; phospholipid binding. The record is from RefSeq and is a predicted model, not a curated record. Gene Ontology annotation, cellular component: cytoplasm; plasma membrane; endosome. Lineage: Eukaryota; Metazoa; Chordata; Mammalia; Primates; Cheirogaleidae.